CAGAAGGGGUAAAAAGAUUCGACUUGGCGGUCGGCAGUAGGUCGACCUUUUGGUUUUCUUCGAGCUCUCCGUGAUUCGCCGAGGAGUGCAGGACGAUGGACUCUCUUCUUCUCCGGCCCUUUUCCUUCUUUCCUUGCCGCUCCUCACGUUGUUCUCGACGAGGUUGUUAUAUGCCAAGCCAGUACUUAAUCAGAAAAACAUCCAACAUCACAGUGGGAUGCAGUGUUGAAGGUCUUAAGUGGGGUCCUGUGAACCAUAUCUCUGGACACACUGACAGAAAGUUGGUGCACAGGAGAACCAAUGAAUUAAGUCAUCUUAAUGCUGCAUCAAGAGACCCUUCAGGAUCCAAGUCUGAAGCAAGUAGGUGGAAAUCAGCAUUGACUUCAUUAAAUGCCUUCUACAGAUUUUCACGGCCCCACACAGUCAUAGGAACAAUAAUGAGCAUAAUCUCAGUUUCUUUACUGGCUGUUGAGAGUUUAACUGAUAUUUCUCCUUCAUUUCUAACUGGAUUGUUGGAGGCAGUUAUUGCUGCACUUUUCAUGAAUAUUUACAUUGUUGGACUAAAUCAAGUAUAUGAUGUAGAAAUAGACAAGGUUAAUAAGCCGAGUCUCCCUCUAGCAUCUGGGGAAUAUUCACUGAGAACUGGAGUUGCAGUUAUAUUAACUUCUGCUGCCAUGAGCUUUGGUGUUGCAUGGGUUGUUGGCUCUCUGCCGUUAUUUUGGGCUCUUUUCAUCAGCUUUAUCCUUGGAACUGCAUAUUCAGUCAAUCUGCCAUUUUUAAGAUGGAAGAGAUUUGCAGUUGUUGCAGCAGUCUGCAUUUUGGCAGUGCGUGCUGUGGUUGUUCAACUUGCCUUUUUCUUGCACAUGCAGACAUUUGUCUUCCGAAGAUCAGUCAGCUUUUCGAGGCCUUUGAUAUUUGCAACUGCAUUCAUGAGCUUCUUCUCUGUUGUUAUUGCAUUGUUCAAGGAUAUACCUGAUAUUGAAGGAGAUCGUAUCUAUGGCAUUCGAUCUUUCAGUGUUCGGCUGGGUCAGAAACGGGUGUUUUGGAUUUGUGUGUACCUUCUUGAGAUGGCUUAUAGUGUCGCUAUGGUGAUUGGAGCCACUUCAUCCUGCAUAUGGAGCAAGUUUGUAACUGUUUUGGGCCAUGCAGUCCUUGCUUCAAUCCUCUGGAAACGUGCUAGAUCCCUUGACCUUAUGAGUAAAGCUGCAAUAACAUCUUUUUACAUGUUUAUUUGGAAGCUCUUUUAUGCAGAGUACUUGCUCAUUCCACUUGUGAGAUGAUUUUGAGAGUACAUUGAAAUUUCAAGUUGGCUGCCCUUUUCUUUGUUGAAGUGACUGGACAAAAAGAGUUCUUGGGCGCUUUACAGUUCUCAAUGGCGGCAAAAGAUUCAUGUAGACAUCCUAUUCGCGAGCAAUUUGAGAACAUGUUUGGAUGGAGCACAGAUCAAUAUGCAUUCCUUUCAUCAUCAGAACUUCUUUCUUUCUGUAUCAUCUUUAUUUUCCCUAACAUUUUUGUUGUUUCUUUAAUCACUACAACUAGUUUUGGAACAUUUCAAUUAUGUGAAAUCUUUCAAUCGUAUAUUUUGGAUUGUACCCAGAAGAAGUCUCAUCGAAUGAACAACACAUAUGUUGGGAAUGCUCAUAACUGUAACUUAGCUCACCUUUUUUUCCGCUUGAGUUAAACCUUCAUCCAUUCUGAAAUUUCUUAAAUGUUCACAUGGCACUAGAUUUUCUUUUCCAUACCAAAAAGAGGUAUGUCUCAUGUUGAUCGUUUCAAUUUUAAUGAACAAGUUGAUCUGCUCAAAAUGCUACACCAGUUAUCAGCAAUCUGCUGCAACAUAAGAUGAGAUUAUCUUCAGGAAAAAAACUGCUCUCUUGUCUCUACACAGAAACAUAUGCAGGUACAGAGGUCGACUGGAGCAUGAAUCAAUUAUGGGCUCUGUUUCAGCUGGGUGAGGGACAGUGUGCAUAAAAUUUCAGAAUUAGUUUACCACAUAAGAGAGGCUAUUUUAUCAGAUUGUGGUGUCCUUUCUAAAGAAUAAGUUCAUCAUUCUUGUGAUGGCCUACAAAGGAACCAGGGAAAGGGCAAAUUUUGUUCCUACUCUUAGGACAAUGGAUAUUAUGAUAUUUGCUUCCACGGCAUUCCCUAAAGAAAUGUUAUCAUAGAUCUGGGGAUUCUCAACAACAAAAGAAUUUUUGCCAGUUCAAGUAUAAGACAAGUUUCUACAUGGGCUGUCAGCUUCUUUCAGCAGGAAAUAUGAGAGAAGAUUUUCCAU
Musa acuminata AAA Group (dessert banana) is the source of this 2275-nucleotide messenger RNA. Its product is annotated as probable homogentisate phytyltransferase 1, chloroplastic. The transcript is spliced from 14 exons. Gene Ontology annotation, cellular component: membrane. The record is from RefSeq and is a predicted model, not a curated record. NCBI's taxonomy places the organism in Eukaryota, Viridiplantae, Streptophyta, Magnoliopsida, Zingiberales, Musaceae. Bases 96 to 1280 code for a protein of 394 amino acids. Gene Ontology annotation, molecular function: prenyltransferase activity.